Molecule: messenger RNA, 2877 nt
Organism: Pan troglodytes (chimpanzee)
Lineage: Eukaryota; Metazoa; Chordata; Mammalia; Primates; Hominidae
Gene: SGTA
Product: small glutamine rich tetratricopeptide repeat co-chaperone alpha
Exons: 12
Coding region: 709-1650 (313 amino acids)
Biological process (GO): post-translational protein targeting to endoplasmic reticulum membrane
Cellular component (GO): TRC complex; membrane
Molecular function (GO): molecular adaptor activity; protein binding
Source: RefSeq, a predicted model, not a curated record
GGGUAUCGGUCGCCUGAGAGGUGAGUGAGGGGCACUACGCUGAGCCUGGCGGGUCUGGGGUCUGCGGCUCGGGGCCCACGGGGCCCCAGAGCUCGUAAGAGGUUGGGGAUCGUGAGGCCAGGGUCACCGCGACCCGCGGGGUCCUGUGAGUAGGCGGUGCGGAGGGGAAACUGAGGCCGGGCGCCAUCGGGCAGGCCCUUCGAGCCCUGAUCUCCCUUCCCCGGGCCCCAGGUCCUGGAAAUGCUGGUCCGCGGCCUGGUGGCGAGGACGGCGGGAGGGGAAGGCGCCCCGCAUGCGGUGAGCGCUCGCUGGGUGUUUGCUGCCGUUCGGCUCUUAUUAACCGCCUGGAAACGUCGUCCCUGUGACUCAGGGACCCCCGUUUGUGGGGACUGAAGUCGGAACUCUGGUUCCAGCGCCGCCAGUCCCUACCUGGGUGACCUUGCCCCAGCCUCUUGGCUUCUCGGAGCCUCAGUUUUCCCCUCUGUAAAACGGGCGUUGUUCAAAAGUCCCUGCCUAGGAGAAGGAGAGCCGCAGGGUCCAGCGGAAUCUGAGAACUCCAAAGAAUUAGCAGGCGUUCGUCUUAUAUCAUGUUUAGAGUCUUCUUCUGCAUAUCGUGCUAGAGGUGGGGGAAAUCUGGGAUUCAGGACCAGUCCACCACCACCUCCCACCCGCUGUGUAAACCUGGGUAUCACCUCUUCUGGGCUCAAGAUGGACAACAAGAAGCGCCUGGCCUACGCCAUCAUCCAGUUCCUGCAUGACCAGCUCCGGCACGGGGGCCUCUCGUCCGAUGCUCAGGAGAGCUUGGAAGUCGCCAUCCAGUGCCUGGAGACUGCGUUUGGGGUGACGGUAGAAGACAGCGACCUCGCGCUCCCUCAGACUCUACCGGAGAUAUUUGAAGCGGCUGCCACGGGCAAGGAGAUGCCGCAGGACCUGAGGAGCCCCGCGCGAACCCCGCCUUCCGAGGAGGACUCAGCAGAGGCAGAGCGCCUCAAAACCGAAGGAAACGAGCAGAUGAAAGUGGAAAACUUUGAAGCUGCCGUGCAUUUCUACGGAAAAGCCAUCGAGCUCAACCCAGCCAACGCCGUCUAUUUCUGCAACAGAGCCGCAGCCUACAGCAAACUCGGCAACUACGCAGGCGCGGUGCAGGACUGUGAGCGGGCCAUCUGCAUUGACCCGGCCUACAGCAAGGCCUACGGCAGGAUGGGCCUGGCGCUCUCCAGCCUGAACAAGCACGUGGAGGCCGUGGCUUACUACAAGAAGGCGCUGGAGCUGGACCCCGACAACGAGACGUAUAAGUCCAACCUCAAGAUAGCGGAGCUGAAGCUGCGGGAGGCCCCCAGCCCCACGGGAGGCGUGGGCAGCUUCGACAUCGCCGGCCUGCUGAACAACCCCGGCUUCAUGAGCAUGGCUUCGAACCUAAUGAACAAUCCCCAGAUUCAGCAGCUCAUGUCCGGCAUGAUUUCGGGUGGCAACAACCCCUUGGGAACUCCCGGCACCAGCCCCUCGCAGAACGACCUGGCCAGCCUCAUCCAGGCGGGCCAGCAAUUUGCCCAGCAGAUGCAGCAGCAGAACCCAGAGUUGAUAGAGCAGCUCAGGAGCCAGAUCCGGAGUCGGACGCCCAGCGCCAGCAACGACGACCAGCAGGAGUGACGCUGCCCGCUCCCGGUGUGACCGCGUCCUUCCCUGGCCGACCGGAAGGAAGCCUUCUGGUUGUCUGCCACUUCCUCCUGUUGGACUGCCUGAGAGAGGGGAAGAGAGAGACCUCGGACCUGCAUGUCAAGAUGGAUUUUCCCCUUUUAUCUCUGCCCUCCUCCACUCCCUUUUUGUAACUCCCUUACAGCCCCCAGACCCUUCUUGAAACGAGAGCCAGCAAGCUGAGCACAGACCAGCAGCGACCUCCCUUCCAGCCCCCAGAAAGCUCGGUCACCUGAGUGUUUUCUAGAAUCCUGGGGUGCUCCCGGGCCGCUCUCAGAGAAGCGGCAGGUUUCACGUUCAGCCAUGUGGCGGAUCGUGUGGCUUCCAAAGCCUUUUACAGCCCCCGCGCCCCCAUCCCGUGGUCUGUCUGCAGGAACUCUCCCGUCUGUGAGAAGCCUCUUUCCGAGUCGACCUCCCGGCCACCCCGGCCCCGUGCCUGCUCGGAAGAGCUCACUGCCAGCUGCGGCCUGGGCACCGCGGGCCAUGUGUGUUUGCAUGAGGAACUCUUUAGUGGCAGACACCUAAGAGACGGCUGCGGUCACCCCACGCCUCCGCGGCUCAGGAGCCGUCCUGGGUGCAUAGGACCAGUUUCUGUGACUUUUCUCCAGUUGGGCAUGUUGACAGACAUGUUUCCCCUCCUCCCACCCUCAUUUUCUGGUCCUCGCGACUGAGAGCCAGGGGCGACAUCAUGACCUUCUGUCCCGGCCGCCUUAGCCCCGGGCACAGGGAAGGCAGCUGGGCCGUUUCUGUCUGUGUCCCAUCCUGCUGUCCUUCUGUCCUGGAUGUUUCAUGGGCCCGGGGCCCCCCCCGGGAAGCUUACCCCUCCUGUGCUGGGUGGAGGCCACGGGACACCUCAGGUGCCACCCACCUUGGCCCUAAAACAGCCACCAGGAAAGCAGCCGGAGAGCCGGACAGCGGGCGGCCUGUCUGGGUUCCUGAGGCCUGGGGGUGGCAGACGAGCCCACGGCGCCAUGGUCCCAGCAGCAGGGUUGUCAGUCGGAGCAUCCUGGGGCUCCCUGGCUCUCGGCCGUCUGUAAGGUAGGCGCAGUACCGUGUGUCGUAGGUAACAGUAGGAACGGGGGCCGCCGCGGCCCUGCAGCCGCUCAUGGCGGUGAGGUGUGUGCCGAGCCCACCCGGGGUGCAGGGCGUGACGUGUGGGGAAUAAAUAGGCGUUGUGACCUC